UAUUCUUCCCUGUGAUCUCCGGUCGAACAUGGGCGCUACAAAGCGGAGUGAAAUAAACAAACGUUCCUCGGUUUUGCUCUUCCAGGACUCUCGUAGCGGCGGGCUGGCACCGAGCUGCCUCCACGUUCCCCCCCGCUGCCUCCACGGGCGGGGAAGCGUGUGCCAGGCACCGGCUGCUGCCCGCGGUGCCCGCCCGGCGGCGGCGGGUCCGAGGCGGGCACCGCUCCUCCGCCGCUGGGGGGCGCUGCGAGGGCGGCGCUGCGGCCCCUGUUGGUGGUGGGGAGCGGGGCUUAGCCCUGAGGCCCCGCCCCGCCACCACUCGGCGGGCUCGCGCCCGGGGCUCUGAGGCGGCCCUCGUGAGGGGGGAGCCCGGCCCUGAGGGGGAAAGGGCGGUGGUGAGGGGAGAGCCCGGCCCGCAGGGCACUGAGGGAGGUUGUUCUGGUCCCCUGCUUCUCCAGCGUGCCGCCACAAGCUACAUCGAGCCGUUAGGGUCUGGCUCGCUGCCUCUGAGGGGGUUCUUCCAUUAGAGCUCAGCUAAUAAACAACAUUCCAGUGCAGCAAGUGCAUUUAUUCACUGCAGACUUGGAACUGUAGCAAAAUGGAGAAAUCUCAAAGCAGAUUAAAAUGCCUUGAGGUGCAUGAAAUCCAACCACUACCUAGGCCUGAAAUACACGCAGUUGGGCAAUCCAUUGCUUCCCAGCAUUCUGGACAGUUUCAGGACAGAGGUUAUUACUGUCUGCAUCAAGCUGGGUAUACCUGGAAUCAAGGAAGAAGGUUAAAAGAAUUCCAGAUCAGAUACCUAGAAAGGAAGUUCUUUUACCUGUGGACAAAAAAGACAUUUGGACAAGUUCUUCCUUCCAGUGCAAGAUGCUUUUAUGAUCAGAAGAUUCUUCAAAAAACAUUCAGAGUAUGGAAGGAGCGGUGGCCUGUUUGCAGAGAAAGGAAGUUGAUCCUCAGAGCUGACAACCACUACAGGCACUUACUCCACAAUUUGAUAUUCAAAGCUUGGAGAGCUUAUGUGUGCCAGCAACAGCAAAAGAGGAUGAAAUACUAUGUUGCAGAGUCUCAUGCAAAGAAGCAAAAACUACUCAGGACCUGGCAGCAUUGGCUGAUUUAUGUUGAUGUUCAAAGGACAAAACAAAGUAUGCACACUGUGGCACUGGCAUUCAGGGAAAGAAGCUGUUUGCGCAUAUCAUGGGCAGUGUGGAGAAGACGAUGCUAUCAGAACCAUGCUGGACGUAAAAUGAACGUUUUGGCUCUGCAGCAUUGGGCCCAGAGCCUACAGUUUCGAGCUUGGUUGCAGUGGCGAGAGCUCUAUUUAUACAUCCAGAGUGACAAGCAGAAGGAGACUAAGGCAGUAACUCACCAUCUGCACGUGGAAUUGAAGAAAAGCAUGAAAGCAUGGCUGGGGUACUUAGAACUUCACAGAGCAAAGAAAUGUCAGAACGAGCUAGCUCAAGAGCAUCACCAAGGCAGGAUAAUCCGUCAGUGUUUCUCAAAUUGGCGGCAGUCAUGGGAGUGCAGGAGAAGAGCACAUGCUCAACAAAAGGAGAUAGAAAAACUGUCAGCGAGGAUUGCAUUAUGGAGAGCUUUUGCACACUGGAAGCAUUAUGUUGUACUGUGUGUGGAAGAGACCCAGCAGUGGGAGCUGGCUGAAAAACAUCACAGGCAUCAUCUGCUGAAACUUGGGUUUAAGGGUCUUCAGCAGAAUGUUAUGAACACUCGUCUUCAGCAAAUGAGAAAAAAUCUGUCAUACCGUCAGUAUCAGAUUACAGUGCUGCAGAAGUUCUGGAACCUCUGGAAGUCCCGUUUGGAAGAGAAGGAGGAAGAACAACAGCAGGCCUUAACAUCCUUGGCUCAUGCACGUUACAGGAAGAUGUUGAUGAGACGGAUAUUUGACACGUGGUUGUUGAAGGCGUGCAAGGAGCAAGAAUACAGAAUGGAAGAGAAAAAGGCUAUAUUUCAUUUUGAAAGGCAACUGCUCGUUUGCUUCUGGUGCCUCUGGUGUAGAAGAACAGCUGCACGUCUGGAAGAGAAAAAGGGGUUGGCUUGUGCAAGAGAUCACUACAGGGACCUGCUGCUGCUAAAGGCUUUUUGUCUGUGGAAACAAAAAACUCAAGAGAGAAAAAUGGAGAGGCUCAAGGAGAGCCAAGCCCUAAGAUUUCACUAUUCAAAGUGUCUGCAGCAGUCUUGGAACAAGUGGAGAAAGUAUGUGGGACAUCGGUGUGAGAAAUGGACAAAGCUGGUGCAAGCAGAUAGGCACUAUCAGCACACACUACUGAGCAAGACAUUGGCAGCCUGGAAGAGUUAUCAACAUAAUGUUCAGUGCAUCCUACACCAAGUAGCUGAAAAGGAGAAACAGCACACUAGACUACUGCUGCGACAGAUUUUGUGUAAAUGGAGAGAAAAUGCCCUUUCCUUUAUCUGUGAAGCUAAGGCAACUGUUCGAGCAGAAGCACACUACAGGAGAGUAAUCCUGUCAAAGGUGUUUCUACAGUGGAGGUACGCUGCCUUACUACAAAUGCAUUACCGUCAGCAGAAGGUGACAGCUGUGAUGGAGGCCAGAAAACAUUUGGAUAUGGUGCGUUUACAGACCCUGUUUCUUCACUGGAAGGAAUCUACUAGGGAGUCUCUGAUACUGAGGGCUCAGCAACACAAGGCAGUGCAGCACCACCAGCAGCACCUGCUGCAGAAGCACUUGGAAAAAUGGAAGAAAUACCAUCAGCGGUGUGUUGGGAAAAUGCUGCUACAGAGAAAGGCAGAUCAGCUAAUGACUGACAGACUUUGCUCUACUUCCUUCUCCUGCUGGAAGACACGGCUGUUGCAACAGCAAUGGGAAAAGCAGAAGACAGUGCAAGCAUUGUGGUACUGGUCUCUUUCGUUGCAGAGGAAGGUAUUCAGUGCUUGGCUGAGAUUUGUCCAAGUGCAACAGGAGAGGAAAGAUCGCAUUGAAGAAGCCACAGAAGUUUAUCGUACUGCUCUCAUAAGAGAAGGUGUAAGUUGGAUCUUGAGGUACACUGCUGGCAUGAAACAAUUGCGGGGACAGCUCCAAGCCCAGCACCAGAUAAAGGCAGCCUACAAUCUUCACCAGACAGUCUAUCGUUGUGCAAUGCUCUGGAGACAGAAAACUCUCUACAAAAAAUUAAAUAAGCCUUGUUCGUUUGGGUCACCUCUGAAAAAGCAAGUGACGUUUAAAAUACCUGAUGUUAGCCUUGAGACAAAAGGACGUUCAGCAGAGGAAAAGCUGUGGCCUUCAAAAUGCAAUGAUCUACCAUUUCACUUUGCUGGUGGUGAUUCAAUUCUCAGUGAGCUGAAGGCUGUACAACAGGCAAGAUUACAACCACAAAGACCUAACUUCCUUCUGGAAUCUCUAGAAAACAAGGAGCUGCUGGGAACUCCUUUUUCAAGAUCAGGGACACCUUUUCAGCAAACAGAUGGGAACAAAUGUUCUUCUCAGAGUGGGAACUUAAUGCCAACAACUGAAACGGAAGAAAGCACCUGUAAAUGGCUUUCUCAGAUGGGCAGUACCACUCAUUCCAACUCAUCUCUGACACACACUGCUCUCCCAUCUGUACCGUUGUGGACACGUGAUGUGCACUGUGCUGUUCAGAAGCCAAAGCUACAGUCUCCUUCAUUUUUUAUGCCCCAAGAGAAAGCUGGGUCAGAAAUGAGGGGAGGUCAGCCUGUGCAUGGUCACACAGGAGCCCAUUCCCAAGGCUGUCAACAGAGAGAAGAGUUGGAGAAGUUGCGAUCAAACUUAAAGUCACAGUUGCUGUCACCUGAAGACUUAGUUGGAAAACAGAGUCACCAAAAUGCAGCUGAAUGGGAAGAAAGGAGGGAGCACAGUACCAAAGAAGAAACAUUCCAGAGACAGCUGGAAGCAGAGCUCCGACACAUUCAACAGCAAAUGCAGUACUACUUCAGCAGGAAGCAAGAACUCAAGUCCUGUCAGCAGCAGGCACGGAUUCUAUAUAAGUGGCUAGAAAUGAGUACACAACUAGAGGACCAAGACAGUGUACAAAAAGUUCGGGAAGAAUUGGAUCAGUUGGAGUUGAGGAUCAACACUCUAACCAAAGCACAACAAGAAGAGAGACGUCAUGUGCAGAACAUGGUUGCCCGCCUGCAUGACAUUCAGAUUGCCCUGGAUAUGUAAUUCACGUGAACCAAUCUUCCAGCUGAUGGGAACAGAAACCAACCUGGAAAAUGACGUCGGUGUGACACCUUCCAGUCAGUGGGCGAGUGGAAGCAGUGGUAGUCCCCUGGUGCAAGGUAGAUUACACAAUGAUAGAGCUCAUUCCCCUCCUUUGUGACUAGCUGUUGCUGAAAGGAGUUACCAGGUGAGGCUGCAAAGAAACCAUGGAAAAAAUGGGGUUAAAGAUACUCUAUGGCCAUUAUUUACCAUAGCUGAGCACUCUACAUUAGAAACUGUGCUAAAAACAGAGGACUAAAUGCAGUCUACAUACUUCAGUAAGACUAGAAAAAGAUACCCUUAAACCCAGGAAUCCAUUAUUUCAAAGUAUUCUUUUCUCUUUAAAACAAAGGAAGCCUGUACUCUUUCGAUCAUUUUAGAUAUUCAUUUGGUUUGGAGUUUACUUUUCCCUAAAUAGAGCAGCAGAAACUGAAAUCCACUUAACACCAAAUUUUUCUUAAAGCUACCCUUUUGAGAACAGAAUUUGUGAAAAGGUCAUAGGCUUAUUUAAUAAAGUAGUUGCAUUUGUGCUCAUGUUGAAAAUAACUGUUUGCAGAACCUGGUCUUUCUAUUCCCCCCUCCAGUUUAGCAAAACAUGUUUCUCUCAUCAAAGCUCAAAGCCUUGAGCCUUGCUCAAGACGCAGCAGAAGUGGUAACAACACAAGUCAAUGGAGUAUAGUGCUCGUGCACAAAACAUGUUACAGAACAGCUUGUACGGUCUUUGCUAACCAGGUGCUCAGGCACAUUUCAGUCUGUCAGCAGGAAAGCUGUAGCAUUGUUACAGCAGCAGACCUUGGAAUCAGUUGUAAUUGUUAAUAUAACCACAUAAAAAGUAACUAAGCAGUCUAACUGGAUGAAUCAGAACAAAACAGACAGUAUAAUGCUACCCAUGCACAACCAGAACUGUAACAGUGACAUGUUUAUCCCCAAAUAGAACAAAAAUGAGAACUGCUUUUGUUCCAGGAAAUGUGAGGGGGGGGAGAAAGUAUUUUGUCUUGAUCUCUGAGAACACUGUAAUGGACCAAGCAGAACAGGUGCAACUGAUCAAAACUUACCCUCCCUAAAAUGCAAGUCCUCUGUGCUGAUGCGAGGUCCCAAGAAAGAUUCCAGUGAAUAAGUAACCCCUUUUACUUGCUCCACUUCACAGUUCUUUACUUGUCCAAAAUUAAGGAUCUUUCCAUCAGAGGGGCUGAUCUACAGAAAAGAAGAAAAGAAAUGCAUUAGGAAUUCAUGCAUUCCUCAUCCUUCCAUCCAUCAGAGCAGGCAGACAUUUUUCUCUGGUGGAAACACGGCAGCUGGUAGCGUAGUGUUAAGCCUUCAUUUCCCUUCACUCACCACACUGUGCAAACAGCAGACUGGCCGUGCUUGUGGUUUCAGCUUCCUGCGAAAGAAUUCACUGAGGUUUCUAUAGUGAUGCAGAUCUUCAACAGCUGCCUCCUUCAUGUUUACUCCGAAUGUCCAAAUGUACAGGCUGUAAACAGGCUUCCGAAGCCAUGUAGGCAGCUCCACCUGGUUCAGGCGACCCCAUGCUCGUGAGAGCAGUCGAGUUGGUACCGAUUUGUACAGAGCAACCUGAAGAAAGAAUUAACAGGAUGUCCUUCAGUUCUUCCCAUUGAUGGUUUUCUCUCAUUUCUUCACAUAAAACAAAACAGGAUCAAGCUGUUCUGCUAAACACUCCCUUAGCACACGUGAAGUAGCUUUUAAGUCAGCAAAAAAUCAACAUCGCACUUACAUCCUCACUCCCUGCACUGUGAUGAGAGCAAAUAAGGGAUAGGAUGAAAUUUACUAUAACCUUAUGUUGAAGCCAGAAACUUUAUUCCCUAGCAGGCAGAAGCUUGUGAUUCAAAUUACUGGAAACUGCCCAAUGUGAGGCUUACAGAAAAAUACAUGUGCUAGUAGAAUACUUAUCAGAAGAGCAUAACAUUACCAAUAUUCCUCUAUGAACCACCAAAUGAAAACUGAGAGAAAAAUAAUUUCUCGGUAUUUGAUAACACAAUUCUCAGAUAUAUCUACUAAUGAAGGUAUUUUCUACAUCCCAGUAUCUCUAAUGAUACUUGUAUAAUUGAAGAAAAAUACCCAACCCAUGUGUAUGCACCUAACCUGAUAUAAACUUCUGCCGGCCUUACUCAUUCUUUUGCAACAAUGGGAGUUGCUAAUUGCAAGAAUAAAGUUUAUUCCAGCAAAAAUAUGUUUACCUUUGGACUUGCAUCAAAGCAUACGUUUUAGUAACGAGAAUAAACAAAUGAAACAA
Molecule: messenger RNA, 6440 nt
Organism: Anas platyrhynchos (mallard)
Lineage: Eukaryota; Metazoa; Chordata; Aves; Anseriformes; Anatidae
Gene: SFI1
Product: SFI1 centrin binding protein
Molecular function (GO): phosphatase binding
Source: RefSeq, a predicted model, not a curated record